AUGUCUGGCAUCUCAAGCUUCAUAGAUGGAACAAUCAACGGUGCUGCAGGAUUAGCGCAGGGUAGAGAAGGCACGACAAUUACAACCUUCGUCAUCUCCUUGGCAGCUGGUUUUAUCCUCUUCGCCGUUCAGUUUGGUACCUUCGUUGUCAUUAGGAAUUACUUAUGGGCCAAACGAAUUUAUCAACCAAGAUCUUUCUUGGUACCUGUCAAGCAAAGGAUCGAAUCACCCUACAACAAUCCGUUCAAAUGGCUGUUCACCGUUUUCAAGAUCAAAGAAGAUCCCGUAGUUCUAGGAAAGGCCGGCAUGGAUGCAUACUUCUUUCUCAGGUUUCUCAGUAUGUGCCUAAAAAUCUUCACUCCGAUGGCCAUCAUUAUCAUGCCCAUCUUGAUACCCCUGAACGUCAAGCAGGGAAAGGGGACCAACACUAUCAGCGGCGUGACAUACAAUAUAACGGGAUUGGAUACUUUGGCUUGGUCGAAUGCUUCACCAGCAAAGACCAGCAGGUAUUGGGCGCAUCUAGUCAUGGCAGUCGGGGUCGUGGUCUGGGUUUGCCUGAUGUUCCACCAAGAAUUGAGCCACUACAUCGCCAAGCGAGAAGAUUUUCUAAACAGCCUGGGUCACAGAUUGAAAGCAUCAAGCACAACUGUUCUCAUCCAGGACAUUCCAGAAAAGCUCUGCAAUGAGGAAGCGCUGGAGGAGCUAUAUGGCGACUUUCCGGGUGGCAUCCGCCGAAUUUGGAUCAAUCGAGAUUUCACCACCCUUGUGAACAAGGACAAGCUUCGGAAGUUCUACGAAAACCUGCUGGAAAAUACCGAAACCAAUCUACUCCGGAAAGUGGCCAGACAAAGCCACAAGGCAAGAUUGCGCCAGAGAGGAGAAUCGACGCAAGAAGCUCCAGAACAAAUAACCCCGGAGGUCCGAUCUAAAGUAGGCCAAACUUUAUUUCCCGCACGUCCAGAAAUGGGCCCCGCAACUCCAGCAGCUUGUGUACGCGAUCUGGAAUAUGAUCUCGAAACCAAAGCUGCGUGGGCAAACUUCCUAACGCCAAAGCAACGGCAAACUAUGAGGAUACCAAAGGACCGACAUGCAGCCGCAGCCAGAAUUCCCCUCAUUGGCCGUUUAUUUUCUACUAAAGUUGACACAAUCUACUACUGCCGUAGAGAACUUGCUCGACUGAAUAAGGAAAUCGAAAUGGAUACCAAAACUCCAGACGCAUAUCCAAAAAACCUAUCGGCAUUUGUCCAAUUCAAUUCUCAAAAGGCAGCACACCUCACUUGUCAGUCCGUUGCCGACACCUCACCUAGGCACAUGAGGAGGAGAAUGGUAGAGAUCUCACCUGGGGACAUCAACUGGCCCAGCCUAAAUCUGUCCUGGCGCGCUCGCUACGUCCGUCUCGUCGUCUUCCUUGUCCUUUUUACCAUUCUGCUAUUUGUGUUUGGUCUUAUCUCAUUCUUCACCGGCAUACUGUCUAGAAUCUCCACCCUAUCUGGGUCAACAUCUUGGCUCAAAUGGAUCGACAGUCUCCCUCCGUGGUUGAUUUCCUUCAUCCAAGGUACCCUCCCACCUGUCAUCCAAGUGAUUCUUCUUAGCGGACCACUUCCGAUCCUCCUUCGCCUCCUGACGAACAGGGCCAGAGGUGCAACGACUGGCCAGGAAGGAGAGCGCUCACUUCAGUUGUUGUACUUCAUUUUUCUCAUUGUCGAACUUUUUAUCAUACCCACCAUCUCCUCCGGUCUUACCAGUAUUGUUGAAGAACUUAUUCGCACUCCAACAUCGGUACCAAAUAUCCUUGCAACGAAUCUACCCACGGCCGCCAACUACUACUUCUCAUUCUUAAUCUUGCAGGCCCUGUCCUUAAGUGCAACCUCCAUUUUGCAAACCAUUCGAUUAUUCAAAUUCUAUGUCAUUGGCCAUGUCAAUACGCCUGACUCAGUGUUCGAAAAACUGAGCUGGACAAAUUUAACGCGCACUGGUAGUAACAUUCCAUGGUAUACUACCUUUGCGGUCAUCGGACUUGUCUAUUCUACCAUCGCUCCACUUAUAUUACUAUUUAUGCUUAUCACAUUUAGCCUCUUUUGGGUUGUGAUCAAGAAUAAUUUACUUUAUUGCGUACGAACAGGCACUGUUGACGGAGGUGGAUUAUUUUUUCCGAGCGCCAUCAAUCAGCUAUUCACCGGCGUCUACUUCAUGGAAGUCUGUCUCAUUGGUCUCUUUUUCUUGGUUCGUGACACUCAGGGUCACGUCGCAUGUGCUGCGCAAGGCAUCAUCAUGGCCGUGGUUCUUGUCCUCACGAUCUUGUAUCAAAUAUGGCUAAUGCAUCAUCUCGAUCCUUUGUUCAAGUAUGCCCCUGUUCGAUUGGAGGUCGAGUCCAAGGCUUUAUUAGCAGACUACCAAGGGGAACGCGAAACGGGGAGCAAUUUGACCAACCAUGAAACCUCGGAAACUGUCAAUUCUGAACCCCGAGAUGAGGCGAAAGAUCGUUUGGAUCUAUCUGGUAACAUUGCGUCUCACGCCCAGAAUAUCGAGAAGGCUCAUGCGCCAAAAUUGAGCACUCAAUAUAGACCGCCCUUUUGGGAGAGACAGUCAUCACAUCGAUCCCAAGAUUUACAAGCUCAACAGCGUGAAGAUGCUAAAUCCGCCGAGGGCAUACUUGCCCGUCUCAAUCGGCCACUCGACGAGGCCCGACUGGCACAUCUCGAAAAGAAAUUGGCCAAGACCGAAGCAGUUCGCGGCAGUGCUCUACUGCCACGACGCAAAGACAUAGAAGCGCAGAUGCUCGACGAUCCGAUUUCCAAAAUCAUCAUGCAGCACAACGAUGAGCUGGAGAACCUAGAUCCGGAGGAGCGCGACAUGUUGAUUUCGGUGGCAUUUAUGCAUCCUGUAUUACGAGAGACAAGGCCGAGCGUUUGGAUCCCUACAGAUGAAUUAGGGGUCAGUGACGAUGAGGUUAGGAGGACAAGAGAGCUGAGUGAGGAUGUGGUGAUUGAUAACAGAGGGGCGUACUUCGAUCGGAGAUUGAAGGUGCAGGUUGACAAGCCGCCACCAGAUAUGUCAGAGUUUUAGUUGCGGGUAUGGGGUUUCACUAGUUUUUUUUUGGGUCCCCGUCACGUGUGACUCGAGUGGAUGAAUAAUAAACUCCGCAGAGGGUCACCCAGAAGCAUUUCCGUUGGGGCCGGUAUUUGGACCUUUAAAAACUCUUCCCUCCUUCGCUUUGAGUAAAAUAAAAAGCCCAGGCCCAUGAAGAUGCCCG
Messenger RNA from Hyaloscypha bicolor E, 3253 nucleotides. Its product is annotated as DUF221-domain-containing protein. The transcript is spliced from 2 exons. The coding region runs from base 1 to 3066 and encodes 1021 amino acids. Gene Ontology annotation, molecular function: calcium-activated cation channel activity. Lineage: Eukaryota; Fungi; Ascomycota; Leotiomycetes; Helotiales; Hyaloscyphaceae. Gene Ontology annotation, cellular component: plasma membrane. The record is from RefSeq and is a predicted model, not a curated record.